Molecule: messenger RNA, 1854 nt
Organism: Dendroctonus ponderosae (mountain pine beetle)
Lineage: Eukaryota; Metazoa; Arthropoda; Insecta; Coleoptera; Curculionidae
Product: protein grindelwald
Exons: 4
Coding region: 409-1056 (215 amino acids)
Source: RefSeq, a predicted model, not a curated record
CGUUAGAGAAUCACCUUCUAUAGUGGAUAAAGCAGCAACUUCAGAUUGCGACUAAUUAUAUUUUUACUCGCAUUUGAACACAAGAAAACUGGAAGAUGAUACGAAAUCUUUARGGAUUUUAUCAAAACGGUUUGCAUAAAAAUUCUCCCAUUAUAAACCUGAACCCACAACAUACUAGACAGGUUGUACUGUCCCCUUCCAAACUCUACCUGUAUGGGUUCAAUCAAAACUGACUCCUAUAGCCAUCUGCAUAAGUACCUACCUGGGCAAACUGGUAUGUGACUCAGCCAGGUAAAUCGUAAUGUGGUUGCGUCGCAAUGACUGAAGAUAUCUACCAAAUUCCGCCACACCUGUUGUAAUGGUUUACAUUAUUCACGGGAAAAUGUGAUACAAAAAAAUCGGGUAAAUAUGGAAAAAUAUGCGCUGGUUUUUGUAUGCAGUGUGAUUGGGUGCGUGAUCAGUGGGGCAGCUCAAGGGGGCAUUACGCUUGCCCUUCCAAAGUGUGGACAAAAAACGUGCAACUAUCACGAAUUCUGUUCGGUUUUCGAUAAUACUUGUCAACUGUGUGCUCAUAUUUGCAAUCAAAGCAGCAACAACUAUGAGGAGGUUGAUUGCGAAAAACAUUGUCAAAAUUAUCUUCAUGACACUAGAUAUGUAAGAACUGGAAGUACUGAUGAUGACUUACGUGGUACCGUUGAAAAACUUUCUAGCAUGGUUACAAUCAAUCUCACUUUGGUAAUCUUUAUGCUUCUGGUGCUGGCUUGUGUAUUUUGCUUCCAACUCUAUCGAUGGAAAGUGAAGAAAAAUAUUACUCUAGCAGUAAUAAAAGGGAAAAUGUUUGGAAAGAAUGAUUCUUCGGCCACUACCAAUUCAACCUCAAAUCAGGAUAAUAAAAAGCGAGAUUUGCGGCUGGAAAUACCUUCUCCUACGGUGAAUUCCGAUCAUAGUCCAGUUACAGUUUCGACGUCCAUUGAUAGAAGACCUGCGGAAGACAGCACAUUGGACUAUGCGUAUGAUAAUCCAGUAAUGGCCAAAUCCAACAACACUUCCUAUUAAUGUUUGCUCAAAGCAAUGUCUCGGAUAUUUUUGAAAGGUUCUUUAAACACCAUUUAAAUGCAGUAUUAAGUUAACUUUUGSGUAUUAAUUACGCYUAAGUAYCUACACUUUCAUGAGCAAUAUAAAUAUUAUCGAAAUUAGAAACUAUAGUUCAARGCACGAUAUUAAGAUGUGAGUUAAAGGAGAUUCUUUCGCUAGUCUAUCUAUGGUUUUUAAAGUYAUAUUAAUGUGAAAUUGCUGAUUUGAGUCCUGGGAGGACAACAAGUAUGUUUUGUUUAGAGAUUAUAGAAGAAUAGGGAAUAGUGCAAUGUAAAACUUGCGACUACAAUACAUCACACAUAUUGUAGAUAAAUAUUUUUAAUUUGUAUAUAAGUUAACAGUUAGCUGCUCUGAUUCUUGAUGAGAAGUUAAAUUAAACAUAUUUAAUCCACAUACUUAAGUGAUUUUCUUAAGUGAUGGUAUUUAAUACCUUAAAAUUUUCAAUAAUUUAAUUUUUUUGCAGAGUUUUUUAAUUUAGAUAAGCUUGUUUGCGUCCUUUGUACAUACGUCCAAACAAUUUCAGGGCAAAUAAUCAAAACUACUUAAUAAUUUUAAGGUAAUUAUCUGCGGCCACGUACUUAAUUGUUUAAAACUUCAAACUUAAAUGAUUUGCGGUCGAWAUUUAUAGAAAUAGUUAGCURUAAUAAGGAGAUWRUAGGUAGUUGUAGUAAGAUAUUCGUCCAUACAAACAUUCCACUAMUUUGUAUUUUUAAUUUUAGAAUCGUUCUUAUUUCGAUAAUAAAGUUAYUAUGUUAUUAA